AUGGCUAGAAUUUAUGUGGGAAAGAGUAUGAAAUUUUCGCCCCACUUAGCAUGGAGCCGAGGUUGGAGAACCUCGCAGGGGCCGGCCAUGGGGAAGGGCAUCCAGGAAAAUUCCCACAGGGGCAGUUUCUCAGAUACAAUGAUGACACUGAAGGUUCAGAUGCUGUUUGGCUUCCUUUGCUGCAUGAUUUUUCUGCCUACAGAUGGCUUCCCAGCAGACACCAGUACUGAAUUUCGCUCUGCUUUCUCUGUGGCCAGAACCAGCAGCAUGGAAGGGAGCUCUGAGAUGGUCAUUACCUUUGACAAAGUGUACGUGAACAUUGGCAAUGACUUUGAUCCCAAGACUGGAUUGUUCCGCUGUCGGAUCCCUGGAGCCUACUACUUCUCCUUCACUGUUGGGAAAUACCCAAAGAAAAACUUGUCUGUCAUGCUGAUGAGAAACAAGAAUGAGGUUCAGGUGAUUGUGUAUGAUGAACAUCACCGCAAGGAACGGAAGGUAGCCAGCCAGAGUGCCAUGCUGCAGCUUGACUACGGUGACACAGUUUGGCUGCGUUUACAUGGAGAUCCCAAGUAUGCUCUUUACAGCAAUGUGGGCCCCUAUACAACUUUCAAUGGCUACCUAAUCUAUCCAGACACUUCUGCCUUCUUCCAGAAUGCUCUUAGCUCUCAAGAGCUGAGGCCACACCAUCACACUAUUCAGCAACUUCCCGGAGAGCAGAAUGAAGCUUCACAGCGACACAUGUUAUCUGAUCAAGCAAACAGGGAACAAGACCCUCGCUCUGCAUUUUCUGUUGCCCGCUCACAAAGUCUCCUGGGGACAGAUGACAAGCAAACCCAGCAUGAGCCAAUCACAUUUGACACAGAGUUUGUGAACAUUGGAAAAGAUUUCAAUUCCUCCACUGGCAUCUUCUCAUGCCGUAUACCUGGUGCAUACUAUUUCUCCUUCACCAUUGGCAAAAUGCCCUUUAAGACUAUGUCAGUGAAACUUAUGAAGAACCACAAUGAGGUGCAGGCCAUGAUCUAUGAUGACAACCACUCCAAGAGGCGGGAGAUGCAGAGCCAGAGUAUCAUGCUGCCUCUGCAAUAUGGGGACACCGUUUGGCUCUACAGCCAUCAGCACGAUGGCUAUGGUGCCUACAGCAACCAUGGCAAGUACAUCACCUUCACGGGCUUCCUGAUCUAUUCAGAGGCUCAGCCAAAGCAGCUUCCAGGUGCCAGCUCACCCCAAGGGUCAAAUAAUUAAAUGCAGAUGUGAA
This is a messenger RNA of Gymnogyps californianus (California condor), 1255 nucleotides long. It is a transcript of the gene C1QTNF4, whose product is annotated as C1q and TNF related 4. The coding region runs from base 1 to 1242 and encodes 413 amino acids. Lineage: Eukaryota; Metazoa; Chordata; Aves; Accipitriformes; Cathartidae. The transcript has 2 exons. Gene Ontology annotation, molecular function: protein binding. The record is from RefSeq and is a predicted model, not a curated record.